Molecule: messenger RNA, 3132 nt
Organism: Ixodes scapularis (black-legged tick)
Lineage: Eukaryota; Metazoa; Arthropoda; Arachnida; Ixodida; Ixodidae
Product: beta-alanine-activating enzyme-like
Exons: 14
Coding region: 786-3083 (765 amino acids)
Biological process (GO): amino acid activation for nonribosomal peptide biosynthetic process
Molecular function (GO): protein binding
Source: RefSeq, a predicted model, not a curated record
UGCGAUGCGUUCUGGAAUUCUGGAACGUGUGAAACAAACUCGCUAUUAGUCAACGCAAUCCAAGUCAAGCCAAAACGUGAACGCAAUUAAAAUGGCGCGGCCCUGCGGGUCUUGUCUGAUAGCAACUUUGCCAGGAUCGCCGACUUCCAAAUAGCGUGAUAACUUGUGAGUACAGUGUACUUGUGAUUCGUAUGCCACGCUCGGUAUUUGACAAGAAAAUAAUUCGGAAUUUCCACAACUUCAACGUGUUCGACGCACAUGUCGGUUGUUAGUUGCACGAAGAAAAAUAUGAGCGGGCGUGACGCGAGGCGCCACUUUCUGAAGUUCUAGCAUUUUGUCCAUACAGUCGCUCGGGGUCGCGAUGGAUAAUAAGCCGUAUUCUGUCUCGCUCCCGCUGCAACAUUACUUCGACAAAUGUGUGGAGGAACAUUCUUCAACGACUGCUGUUGUCUUCCGCGACGGUCACGUCGAAGCAAGAAUGACGUAUCUGCAAGUGUCGCAGUUCGCGCAGCAACUUUGCGCAAAGAUCAAGCAGGCGGGCGUUUCGGAGGACACAGUGGUUGCUGUUCUCUGCAGGCCUUCUGUCUACGUUCCUUCUAUAAUCCUGGGGGUCUUGAAAGCUUCGUGCGCGUUCGCGUUUUUGGACAUCCAGCAUCAAGAGGAAAGAUUCCGAAAUUUGAGGAAUUCAACGUCCGUCUCGUUGAUCCUGGCGGAAGAAGCUUUUCAUAAGAAGAGCCCUCUUUUGGAAAGUGGAGACUGGAAAAUGGUGGACAAACUUUGGGACAAUGCCUACGUGCUGCUUACCGAGCCACACGGACCACGUGCUGACAGUGAGAAAGCUGCACCCGUUCCUGGACACAAAAUUGCUUACGUCAUGCAGACUUCGGGGACCACCGGGGAGCCAAAAACUGUCCAAAAAAAUAUUCGCAGUUUCUCCGAGAGACGUUGUCUUCCAAGCUGCCCCGUUUACGUUCGACCCUUCCGUCGUGGAGGUAUUCCUCGCCCUGACUGCCGGCGCAACUUUAGUGAUGACUUCCGAGGCGGUGAAGCGGAUUCCUCGAGCAGUCGUCCAGCUUCUAGUUGAGAGUAAAGUCACCGUCGUUCAGGCAACGCCUAGCUUCUUUAGCCGUCUCGGCGCAGAACGAGUCAAGGAAUCGUUGCUUUCGAGGGGUGCGACGCUGCGAGUGCUCGCUUUCGGAGGUGAAGCGUGCCCUUCGGUCGCCCAACUUCGGAGCUGGAGCGAGCAUGGAAACUGUACGGAAUUCUACAACUUGUACGGCGUCACCGAAGUCUCGUGUUGGGCAACAUGUCAGAGAAUUCGCCUCACAGACUCAAGCGAUGUUUUCCUGGGCGAUGCUCUGGACGGAACGGUUCUGCAGGUGCGGAAUGAAUCUGGAGGCAUCGUCGACGAGGGAGAGGGAACGCUUUUUAUCGGUGGGACCGACCGGCGGUGUCUUGUGGGUGAGGAGACGUGGCGGCAGGUUGGGCAGUGCCAAAUGCGGAACUCGGGCGACCUCGUCCGCAAGUCUGGCGGAAACCUGACGUUCCUCGGAAGGCGCGAUUCAAUCUUCAAGUACAACGGUCGCAAGGUCAACCCCGCUCUUCUGUCGCAGAAGCUGCUCGACUCGGCGGUCGUUGAAAGCUGCUGCGCCCACUUUUCUAAGUCGAAAGGGACCCUCUUAUUCUUUGUUACACUGCUUUCAAAUGGCAACGCCGAAGAAACGCUGACUUUGCUGAAAACUGACCUGGAGAGAGAGUGCUCGUGUCCUUUACGGAUCAUUGUGGUACAUCACGGCCUGCCUGUAACAAGCCACGGCAAACUAGACAUGAAAGCGCUGCUGAGGUAUGCAAGGAAACGAAGACGGACGGGGCAGACAAAGCCAGAUGGAUCCGUCGAUUCCGUCGCUUGUAGCCGGCUUCUUGCAACACUGUGGAACGAGCUCACCGCAAGCGACAAGGGCAGCCCGAUUUCUCCGCAGUCCUCCUUCAUCUUCAGCGGCGGCAGUUCGCUGGGAGCCGUCCGCAUUUCCCAGGAAAUGGAGCUUACACUCGAUCGCCGCUUGCCACUUCUCGUGGACAAGCUUCUUAACGGGACGUUUUCAGACGUUGCGGCUUACCUGAAGCAAACAGCCACGGCACAAGAAACCGCCGAGCGCAGUCUAGAAGGGCCCAAACUUCCCUCAGAGCGGGUGACUGCUUGCAACAACUCGACAACCGUGAUGUCUCGGUCUGGUUCAGUGAGAACUGCCCCUUGUUUCUCGUGUGUUUCGAGACUUGACUCCUGGCACCACUGCGUGUGCGCCAAAAACUGCGGUCGAGCGCAACGUCUGAGCACCGGUGAAAGUGCGGCGAAGUUCGCACUCGAAUGGAAGCAUGAUCUUGCCAAGUGCGUCGAUGCGUCUCCGCUCAUUGUGAGUUAUGAAGGCGGAGACUGCGUGGCGCUCGUGGGAUCUCAUUCGGGUCGCUUCUGCGCUGUCAACGUUUUCUCUGGAAGCUGCUGUUGGGAGCUUCAGGUACCGGACAGGAUAGAGUCCUCUGCCUGCCUUUCAAAGUGUGGCAGCUACGUCGCAUUCGGGUGUUAUGACCACAACAUCUACUGCAUCGAGGUCUCAAGCGGAGCGCAGCGUUGGACCUUUGGGACCGACGGCGAGGUCAAGUGCUCGCCCGCACUCAACAAGACCGACAGCUCUCUUCUGUGUGGUUCGCACGACAGGCACCUCUACUGCAUCAAUUUCGAGACCGGAGCGUUACUCUGGAAGCUACGUCCAUCUGACGGAAGCAUCUUUGCGUCUCCAGCAGUUUCGUAUUCACCAAACCAGGUGUAUGCAGCAUCGCUCGUUGGGACCGUGGUCUGCGUAGGUCCGAGUAAUGGGAAGAUACUCUGGAAGCGAAACGUUGGCAAACCUGUCUUCGCGUCUCCCGCCGCGUCUCUGCGUGGCCUGUGCAUCUGUUCCGUGGAGGGCAAAGUCUACCUCAUGAACCUCUCCGAUGGGAGCACGGUAAUAACAGCCAAGACCUUCGUAUUAUUUGGUUACCACUUGGGGUUCCUUGUUUUCAAAGUUAAUUUUUCUUUGAAAACCUAAUAUUGACAGGUACGUUUAUAUCCGAGUGAAGUUCUCGUACCAACAAUUU